UGCAGGAGAGGAGACGUCUCUCUGUUUCUCUCUGAAGACUAAUUCAACUGAAGACAAACACUGGUUGUAGAAAUGGCUGCUGCCAGCUGUCUGCUGACUGAAGAUCAGUUCCUGUGCUCCAUCUGUCUGGAUGUCUUCACUGAUCCCGUCAGCACACCAUGUGGACACAACUUCUGUCAAAACUGCAUCACUGUACACUGGGAUAGUAAUGUCUCACAUCGGUGCCCCAACUGUAAUGAGAGGUUCUCCACCAGACCACAGCUGAAGAUCAACACUGUCCUCAAGGAGAUGGCUGCUCAGUUCAGACAGUCAGCUCAGCAGAAACCCAGCAGCAGCAGCUCAGAGAGACAAGUUUCCAAACCAGGAGGAGUUCCCUGUGACAUCUGCACUGGAACCAAACUGAAGGCCCUGAAGUCCUGCCUGGUGUGUCUGGCUUCUUACUGUGAGACUCACCUGGAGCCUCAUCUGACCAAGUCAGGUCUGAAGAGACAUCAGCUGAUCGACCCUGUGGAGAACCUGGAAGACAGGAUGUGUGAGAAGCACGACAAACUGCUGGAGCUGUUCUGUAAGAACGACCAGAGGUGUGUCUGCGUGAUGUGCACCUAUUCAGACCACAAGACUCAUGAUGUUGUUCCUCUGAAAGAAGAAUAUGAAGGGAAGAAGGCCGAGCUGGGGAAGACAGAGGCUGAAAUUCAGCAGAUGAUCAAGAAGAGACGAGUGAAGAUUGAAGAGCUCAAACACUCAGUGGAGCUCAGUGAUGAGAACGCAGACAGAGAGAUAGCAGAAGGUGUUAGAGUCUUCAGCACUCUGAAAGAAUCUGUAGAGAGACGCCAGGCUGAGCUCAUCAACAGCAUCAAAGAGAAGCAGAGAGAGACGGAGAAACAGGCUGAAGGCUUCAUCAGAGAGCUGGAACAGGAAAUCUCUGAGCUGGAGAAGAGAAGUGCUGAGGUGGAGCAGCUCUCACGCUCUGAAGACCACCUCCAACUCCUCCAGAACUUCACGUCUCUGAACGCUGCUCCACCCACCAAGGACUGGACUGAAGUCAGAGUCCAUCCACCUUCAUAUGAGGGGACUGUGGUGAGAGCUGUGAAGCAGCUGGAGGAGACCAUCAGUGAACAGAUGAAGAAGCUGUUUGUGGCCAAGCCGAGGAGAGUCCAGCAACUUGAGCCAAACAACCUGGACCCGGAGAUGAAGAACCUCUUUGACAUCUGUGGCAUCACUGAGGCUCAGCUAAAGGACCGAGAGACGUCUAAGGUCAUCAACAACUUCAUCCAGAAGAAGGGAGGCGUGGAGGCGGUCAAGAACGAGUUCAGGAAGUAGGUUCCCCCUCCAAUUCCAUCUCAUGGCAGUGCCCCUCCUCCUCCACCACUCCACAGAGAAAGCCGUGGAAAAUCUUGUCCUCCUCCUCCGUCCAAAGACCUUGGAGCUCCUCUUCCUCCUCCUCCGUCCAGAGCUCCUGCCUCAGCUCCUCGCCCUCCUCCUCCAUCAAGAAGAAAACCUCUAGGAGCCCCGCUGCCUCCUCCCCCUCCUCCAAAAGGAGGAGGUCACUAGCCUUCUUCUCCUCCCCACCAUCACCGCCAGCCUCCCCCUCCUCCUCCCACUCUACUGUAGCUCCUCAAGCCCCGCCUCCUCCACCAGCACACCAGUCUCCCAUCAACAGUGGUGCUCCUGCUCCACCUCCCUAACCUCCACCUCCCCCUCCCGGCCCUUCUCCUCCUCCAGAGCUGGACGGCAUCAGAGGAGAAAGAGACUCUCCUUACUCACCUCCAGAAUUCCAGAGUUGUCCCCCUUUUGCAGCUAUAACAGUCUCCACUCUUCUUGGAAGGCUUUCCGCAAGAUUCUGGAGUGAUUCUGUGGGGACUUGUGUCCAUUCAUUCUGUAGAGCAUUU
Cheilinus undulatus (humphead wrasse) is the source of this 1889-nucleotide messenger RNA. RefSeq names its product E3 ubiquitin/ISG15 ligase TRIM25-like. NCBI's taxonomy places the organism in Eukaryota, Metazoa, Chordata, Actinopteri, Labriformes, Labridae. Gene Ontology annotation, biological process: actin filament organization. Gene Ontology annotation, molecular function: zinc ion binding. The transcript is spliced from 4 exons. The record is from RefSeq and is a predicted model, not a curated record. The coding region runs from base 73 to 1320 and encodes 415 amino acids.